Molecule: messenger RNA, 1245 nt
Organism: Purpureocillium lilacinum
Lineage: Eukaryota; Fungi; Ascomycota; Sordariomycetes; Hypocreales; Ophiocordycipitaceae
Source: RefSeq, a predicted model, not a curated record
AUGGGCAUCAUCCCAUCUGUUCAGAUUGGGCGCGAUGAAGCCAUCUGCUAUUUCCACGACCGAUUCGCGUGGGUGUCGGCCUCCCGGUACUUUGUCUUCUCGUCAAGCCAACCCCCCGCGCUGCUCAACAUGGCCGCGGCGCUUGGAUUGGCGUCAUUCUCCUUCACGCGCAAGUCAACGGCGAUGCAGAGAGCUGCGGCGGCGGAGUAUAGCACGGCACUGCAGAGCAUCAAUCACAUGCUUGCGGAUCCUGCGACGGCGACCUUGGACUCAACGCUCGCUGUUGUUAUCCUCAUGUCUUUCUUCGAGAUCCUCACAGGACACAGCCCUCCGUCCACAAAGAGCUGGACCAACCACGCGUCCGGGGCUGCCAGUAUCGUCGCACUACGCGGGCCUGGCCAGCUCGAAAGCCCCGCUGGCCAUCAACUCCUUCUGGAAGCCAAAGGGAUGAUGCUUUCAACCAGCCUGAUACACAAGAUUCCCGUGUCGCAGGCUCUAGUUGACUGCACUCGACUGGCCAUGGAGAUUAGCACGCCAUCCCAAAACCACGGCGAGCACGUCUUCAUCAUCACGGGGGAAGUGGCGAACUUGCGUGCCGCACUCGAAGAAAAUCCCGUGAUUAAUGACACUGCGCCUGUCUUUGACGGCGUGGACAAGCUGACUGCCCGGCUUCGCGAGUGGAGGCUCAUGGCUCCGGUUGACUGGAAGUAUGACACCAUGGAGGUUGACGAGCAGUCCCCCGGGGCUGAGACGUGGUACGGAUUCAUCAAGCCAGUUGGGGGUCGGUACUCGAUCUACAGUGGCGACCACGUCGUGGUCGGUUGGUCCAACUAUCGCAUGAGCUGCAUACUGCUGGCCGAACUCCUUCUGGGCCUUCUCAAGCGCCAGGUCAUGGCAAGCUCGCCACCUUCGACCGCCGCGCUGGCAAAAUGUCGAGCUCUUCGUCGGACAAUGGACCAGAUGGCUACCGAUAUCUGCGCCAGCGUUCCGUACCUCCUCGGUCUCAAGACCUCGGCUGCCGGUGGCGCAUUGCCUGACCUCUCUGGCGCGUACAUGGUUCUCAUGCCGCUAUGGGUUGCCGCCUGUGUUGAGGGGCCAGGCCACCCGCUGCGCCAUAGCGCCAUGUUCUUGCUCGAGGUGCUCGCCCGCAGAGUGGGCAUAAGACAUGCGUCGCUCCAGCGGCAUUUCCUUGUGUCCGUCGAGGGCAUGGCGGAGUGGUUGGACAAUUUUCCAGAAACGCGGUGA